ACCGGACCCACGUUGGCUCCGCCCCCUCGGUGGCGGCAGGGGGAGGAGCGAUGGCGGCGGCGGCGGCGUUGGCGCCAGCGAGAGGAAUCGGUGCACCCUGACCCCUUGCUGGGGUGAGGGGUGUGAGGGCCUCACCGUUUAAGAUGGUUAAUCAGGCCAAAGCACUUGAAUACGCACUGGACCGUGCAGAGUACAUAAUAGAAUGUUCUCGCCAGCGACCACCCAGGAGAAAAACCACUGCAGCUUCGGCAGCAAAAUGGAAAUCUCUCCAUCAGAAGAUGUAUGACACAUACAUUGAGGAAAGUGAAAGAGAACCUGAGCUAAAGAGGCUGCGGCGGAAUGUGAAGCUAUUGGAGAAAGUUGUGAAUCAGGAGCGGCCGUCGUGCCUGGUGGUGAACCUAUACCCAGGCAACGAAGGCUACUCGCUGCUGCUCCGUGGCAAGAAUGGAGCUGACUCUGAGACGAUACGGCUUCCCUACGAGGAGGGCGAGCUUCUGGAGUACUUGGAUGCGGGGGAGCUGCCCCCCGUGCUGGUGGACCUUCUGGAGAAGGCGCAGGUGAACAUAUUCCACAGUGGGUGCGUGAUUGCCGAAAUCCGGGACUACAGGCAAUGCAACAACAUGAAGGGGCAUAUGCCUGACACAAAGCAUGUUCUGCUCAAGCCUACCACACAGACCCUGAUCUGUGACAUCAAUGCCAUAACAAGCGACAGUCACAAGUGGACUCAGGACGACAAGCUGUCGCUGGAAAGUCACGUGCUGCUGGCCGUCACGGAGCCGCUGUGCCUUGACCCGUCUGUGACGGUGACGUGCGUCGCCAACCGAUUGUUACACCACCGGCAACAGCUCAGCACACCGCCCAUCCGACGGUGCGUGAAGCGGCACGCGUGGCCGGCCAUGAUGCGGCAGCAGGAGGCUGCCUCGCUAGCACCACCUCCGGAGCUGCGCCUGCACACCUACCUGAGCCGCAGGAGAGAGCGGCGCCCACCAGCACCCCCGCCCGUCGAGCUGAAGCUCUCACGAUCCAGCACGAGCGUAGACACUUGGAAGCAAAGGCCUCAGCAGCUGUCCAUUCCAAGUGAGCUUGACAUUGAAAAGUAUUUUAAAGUGGAGCCACGGAUUAAGACGGAGGAUCCCACAGCAUUGCCGCAGGAAACGACGCCAGCCCUGGAGGACGAGUACCAGUUCGAAUACGAGGGAGGCGGCGGCGGCGACUGCAUCUCGCGCCUCGUCAUCUGCCGCAGCCCCGGUGGCGGGGACGCCUGCCGCGGCGAGAUCUACGCGGGGACGUUCCCCGGGCGAGACGAUGACGAAGAUGGCGAGAUGCCCAGCGGAGCCAAAUUCAUUUUGGCAUCAAAAGAAGAAGCAAAUCGGUUCGUUUCGCAACUCAAGGACGUGAUCCACGCGGAUGUGAGGCAGCCCGUGAAUGUGAAGCACAUUUCCAACGGCCACGGUCAAAAGCUCACGUUCAUCAACGAUCACGAGAACCAGAUGUUGGAGCCCAUGGUUUCUUCCUCCGUGCUCGGCAAGGGUUUGCGGCAUCGCCCUCCCCCGAUUAAGCUGCCAGGACCCGGUGGGAGUAGCAGUGGCUCCGCAGGUUACUCCGUGUUCAGUCCAAGCGGGAGCUCUUUGAAGUCAUCGACAUCAACCCCACCCCCGGCCGGAAAAUCUGCCGGGAAUCGGAAACACUCCGUCGACCUGGUGCAGCAAGGCCUUCUUUCCCCGCCUGUCAUGUCGCCCGCCACCUCCCAGCGCUCGGGAACUCCCAAACCGUCCACGCCGACACCGACCAACACCCCGUCGUCCACUCCACACCCGCCGGACACCCGCACGCCCACGCCCACCGCCACGCCCACCAUGACCCCGACGCCCCCCGAUAGCGGCGGCGGCAUGGGCACGUCCGCCGCGCUCGCCCUCCAACACCAGCAGCAGCUGUCGGCGCUGGUGGGGCCGCUGGGGCAGUCGGUGGCCGGAUUCGCGCAGGGCGGGGGCUCGGCGGGGGGCGUCAUGAUGACCAUCCCCAUACACAGUAUGGCGGCGGCCGCGGCGGCCGCUGCCGCGGCGGCCUCCGUUCCGGGCCCUGUGCCGGGGACGGUGCCCCCGCCGUGCGGGUCCUCGCCCACGCAGGUCAUUCCCGGCGCCGCCCUCAACCUCAGCAACUACCUCGUCUGCAGUGGAGCUCAGCCCCUCCUGACCCCGGGCAGCUCGGCCAGCACACUCACCGGCCUCAUCGGCUCGCCCGGCGCCCUGAUCCAUGCCGCGCACACCGGUGCAGCGUCCCCAAUGGCGUUUGGGUCACUGGUGGCUGGAGCCAAGAGCCCCCAGGGCAUGCGAGCGGGAAUGCCAGGCCAGCUGCCGAUGCUGCAGCAUGUGCCGGGCUGCCCGGGCAUGAGGAUGCAUGGCUCCCCGCUGGCACCUCCUACCCCAUAUGGGCACAAGCCCGGCAGCCUGCUCCACCAGGCGCCGUUCAUCUUCAACUCUCAGCUGCAGCAGUUCCACGCCCAGCAGCAAGCCGGGCAGCCCUCCCCGGGGCACUCCCUCUCUGCUGCCCAGCCGACUGACCAGGGUCUGGAGGCAUGCGCUUCGAGCCAAGAUCAGCAAGCGCUGGCGGCGGCAGCUGCGGCGGCGGCACAGCAGACAGCCGUCAUUAGCCUGGCAGGGGUUGGGAGCUUCAUGACUUCUCCCCAGCAAGCCACAGUCCUGACACAGCUGAGCUCUGCCUCGGCCAGGCCGGGCCAGCGAGUGCAGCUCAGCCCCAUCCUCCAGCAGCAGCAACAACAACACCAGCAGCAGCAGCAGCAGAUACAACAAUACGCAGCAGCCUUUCAGAAGCAGUUCUUUCAGCAGAGGGCCAUCGCAGCUGCACAACUACACCGUCUGCAGCAGCAGCAACAGCAGCACCAGCAACAACAGCAGCAGCAACAGCAACAACAGCAGCAACAGCAGCAGAUGCAGCAGCUGCGUCAGCAGCAGCAGCAAGCUACCACCGGGACAGGGGGGCAGCCCAAAAGCAAAAAGAAAAGAGGAAUAACCACACCUCCCCGCACGUGACUGACGGUGCACAAUGCACCACCAUCUUCGCUCUGACCCGCAUGAGUUCCAUUGUAGAGUCUUGAAAUUGUGAAGAGUUCUGGAUAGGCGGGAAUGUACAGUAUUAUCAGUGAGCUCUUCAUCUUUUAAAUUAUCUGAAAUACAAACACAUGCCCCAUUGUAUUGUUAAGUAUUUUUUGUUUGUACUUCGUAAUUUAAGUAUUCCCACUGUACAUAAUACGAGCUUGUAUAUUGAAUUGGCCCUUAGGUGGAAUCUUGUGACGAUGCUUUUGAGAAAAUGUAACCGGGCUGCCGUGCCUGCAAAAAGGAGUCUUGGAAAACAGGUCCACGUGCUUCCAAAAUAGCUUUCUCUCGCUCUCUGCAGGUUGACUUGCAAAGUGGUGUCUUCAAAAGGGACGGGAUAUUUAUUCACAGUGACAGCAGUUUGAGCAAAGCUUUGCAGUAACCGUCUGGAAUAAAUUGCGUCUCGAAAAUCUUUGGAGGCUCUCCAAAGUCGAUCAAAAUGCUUUUCACUUUUGCCCUUAAAGCUGCCUUUGCAACUUUGUACCUACAUUGUAGGUCCGCACGUGGUCUGUCCACUUGAUGGAUAUAUCGUAAUUAGAUGCUGUGUUUUGUACUUUUACAAUUGAAAUGUGUGCGCGCGCGUGUGUGCCCAUUAGUUUCAACAGAAUGUUUAUUGAAGGUGUAUAGUAUCUAAAGUUUGAGGUGGAAAGCAUAGAAAUAAAGGGAAAUAUAAGUGCUGAUUGUAAAGGUGCAGUAUGCUGUCAACGAGUGCAACGUUUUAAUCAACGUUUUAAAAUGUACAGUACGCUGUAUAUGGUAUUAAAAAAGGCGCAUUUAAAAAACAUGUUUUAUACUUUGGCCUUACUGUCAAAUUACAUACAAUUUUCAUUUUUACUACAUAUACAUCCUGUAUGUACGUCGCAAGCAGAUGAGUUAUGGUUAAUCUCUUGUGUUUUGUUUAGAGUAGGGAUGAGCACGUGUUUCUGGAUAUACUAUUUUAAGCUUACAUUAUAUUGGUGUGAUUGUGUGGGAUAUUUUUUGUUCUACUAAAACGAUAGUAUAAAUAAAACAAAGAAAACAUG
Lethenteron reissneri (Far Eastern brook lamprey) is the source of this 4135-nucleotide messenger RNA. RefSeq names its product SPT20 homolog, SAGA complex component (gene SUPT20H). Gene Ontology annotation, cellular component: SAGA complex. Gene Ontology annotation, biological process: regulation of transcription by RNA polymerase II. The record is from RefSeq and is a predicted model, not a curated record. Gene Ontology annotation, molecular function: transcription coregulator activity. Lineage: Eukaryota; Metazoa; Chordata; Hyperoartia; Petromyzontiformes; Petromyzontidae.